This is a messenger RNA of Cynocephalus volans (Philippine flying lemur), 717 nucleotides long. RefSeq names its product poly(rC)-binding protein 2-like. NCBI's taxonomy places the organism in Eukaryota, Metazoa, Chordata, Mammalia, Dermoptera, Cynocephalidae. Bases 1 to 717 code for a protein of 238 amino acids. The record is from RefSeq and is a predicted model, not a curated record. Gene Ontology annotation, molecular function: RNA binding. The transcript has a single exon.
AUGACAGGGGUGGGCAGGAAGGUGAGCCCCGCCCCCGGAGACGGGCAGAGGAGGCGGAGGGGGUGGGGGUGGGAGGAAGAGGAAGAGGGAAGGAGACCAAGGGCGGGCAGAGAGCGGGCGGUCAGGACAGCUACAGCACAGGCAGCUACAGCACAGGCAGCUACAGUGCGAGCUUUCCCCACAGCACCCCGCCCACGUGCCCCAACCCUGACCUGGAGAGACCACCUCUGGAGACCACCCUAUACCAUCCACGGACAGAACGCCAUUCCACAGCCAGAUUUGACCAAGCUGCUCCAGUCAGCGAUGCCACAGUCUCAUCUUCCCAGGACGCAUCGCAACACCGGAUUCAGGGCAGGUCUGGAAGCAUCUGCUCGGACUACUUCUCAUGAACUCACCUUUCCACCUUUGAUUGGCUGCGUAAUCGGGCGUCAAGGCGCCCAAAUCCUUGAGAUCCAUCAGAUGUCUGGGGCGCAGAUCAAAAUCGAGAACCCAGUGGAAGGAUCUACUGACAGGCAGGUUACCAUCGCCGGAUCCGCUGCCCGCAUUAGCCUGGGUCGGCAUCCCCUCAGUGCCAGGCUUUCCUCGGAGACGGGCGGCGUGGGGAGCAGCUGGAGCGCUGCAGGCUCAUCCGCCACCUCUGUGCUGCUCACCACCACCCAGGGUCCGUCUGUGCAGUUUCCGAACAGUCAGCGAUUCCAGGUUUUAAAUAGUUCGUAA